This is a messenger RNA of Amaranthus tricolor (Joseph's coat), 486 nucleotides long. RefSeq names its product oleosin L-like. Gene Ontology annotation, biological process: sexual reproduction; lipid storage. The record is from RefSeq and is a predicted model, not a curated record. Bases 1 to 486 code for a protein of 161 amino acids. Gene Ontology annotation, cellular component: monolayer-surrounded lipid storage body; extracellular region; membrane. The transcript has 2 exons. Lineage: Eukaryota; Viridiplantae; Streptophyta; Magnoliopsida; Caryophyllales; Amaranthaceae.
AUGGCGGAUUACAUGCAUCAUGCAGGGCCAGGGGGACAUCAAGUAACCCACCGCGAUAAACAGUUGUAUGAAGAGCCUCGAGCCCACCAGGUUGUUAAGGCGGGAAGCGCCAUAACUGCUGGUGGCUCUCUUUUAAUCCUGUCAGCAUUAACACUAGCAGGGACUGUGAUAGCUUUAUGUGUAGCGACUCCAUUGUUAGUGAUAUUCAGCCCGGUGAUAGUCCCGGCAGCGAUCACAGUAGUUCUGUUAAUCACAGGCUUUCUAGCUUCGGGUGGGUUGGGAGUGGCGGCUGUGUCGGUUUUGGCUUGGAUUUAUAGGUACAUGACGGGCCGAAACCCAAGGGGUUCAAAUGAUCAGUUGGAGCAAGCUAGGAUGAAGUUGGGUGGAAAGACGACAAGACUGGAAUCUGAUCAUCUCGGGAGAAAGGAGAACCUGCAUCCUGAAGGAUACUACCUUCAUGUGAAUGGAUCGAAAACUUCCAUGUAA